Ilex paraguariensis (yerba mate) is the source of this 423-nucleotide messenger RNA. The record is from the annotation of a GenBank genome assembly. NCBI's taxonomy places the organism in Eukaryota, Viridiplantae, Streptophyta, Magnoliopsida, Aquifoliales, Aquifoliaceae.
AUGGCAUUGGGUCAGUCCAGCACUGCUUGGGUGGGUGCCCAGGUACUGAUUUCAGGCCUUUUUUCCAUUGAAGGAUUAAAGCCACCUUUUGUUGGGUCCUCCCCUCUGCAUCAGGCAACAGUCUCUCUGGUGCUUCUUUGCUGGGUUUCAGCUGAUUGUCAGCUGGUUUCUCAGUUGGUUUUCAGCUGGAUUUCAGCCCUCACCUGGCCUUGCUUUCAGCUGGUCCUUUGGUUUCUCAGCUGCAUUCUCAGCUGGUUCUCUUGCUUUUUGCUUCUGCUGCCUGCUGUUCAGCUGCCCCUGUUUUUUGAUGCUGCUUGUUCUGGACUGGUGCUCCUUUGCUCUUCUGGGUUCGAGCUUUCUUGCAGCUGCUGUGGUUUCCUUUCUAGCUGGUUUCCAGCUGACCUUCCAGCUGCCUUUGUCUAG